This is a messenger RNA of Gadus morhua (Atlantic cod), 2158 nucleotides long. RefSeq names its product saccharopine dehydrogenase-like oxidoreductase. Gene Ontology annotation, biological process: glycolipid biosynthetic process. The transcript has 12 exons. Bases 263 to 1543 code for a protein of 426 amino acids. The record is from RefSeq and is a predicted model, not a curated record. NCBI's taxonomy places the organism in Eukaryota, Metazoa, Chordata, Actinopteri, Gadiformes, Gadidae. Gene Ontology annotation, cellular component: mitochondrion; lipid droplet; plasma membrane.
AAAUAGAGCAUACACCAUCUUCAGAAGCAUUCCACGCUGAUUACGCAAGGGCAGGAUGCCAAUCACCUUUACAUGAAUGUCUGGGGUCACUCAAAAAGAGUCAGAAACAACCCAUUGUUUUGUACAAGUGUCCGUGUUAGCGCUUCCGUAGCACCAGAGUCCUAUAAAGGCAGCAACUGUCACCCCCUUCUUGAACGUUGAUCAGUAGGUCUGUAGAGCUUAACGUGCAAGUCCCUGACUGAUUAGCAAGCUUUCUAACACGAUGGCAAGUGUUGAAACAUCGUCGAGCAGGCCCUACCAUAUCAUUAUUUUCGGAGGUUCUGGUUUUACUGGUCAGUAUGUGGUCGAGGAGGUGGCACGAACGGUCUCGGAGGGUCCGAGUGGGACCCUGAGAUGGGCUGUCGCCGGCAGAAGCAAGGCGAAACUGGAGAAAGUUCUGGAGCAGGCGGCCGGCGCACUGAGUAAACCAGAGCUGAGGACAGUAGACAUCAUUGUAUCAGAUGUAAAAGAACCAGACUCAUUAGCAGCAAUGUGCAAACAGGCUGUGAUUGUCCUCAACUGUGUGGGGCCUUACAGGUUCUAUGGUGAACCGGUAGUCAAGGCCUGUGUAGAGAAUGGAGCCCAUUGCCUUGACAUCUCUGGGGAGCCUCAGUUUCUAGAGGGCAUGCAACUGAACUACCACAGCGAGGCAGCUAAGAAGGGAGUGUACAUCGUAGGAAGCUGUGGCUUUGACUCCAUCCCUGCUGACAUGGGAGUCCUCUAUACCAGGGACCAGUUCAGGGGUACACUGACAGCAGUUGAAAGCUUCCUCACGGCCAGUGCAGGACCAGAGGGCGCCAGCGUCCACGACGGUACAUGGCAGUCGGCCAUCUAUGCUGCUGCUAACGGCGCCAGUCUCCGCAGCCUCAGGAGGAAGUUCAAAUACCAGCCACUUCCUGUAGUUGGGGCUAAGAUUAAACGACGGAGCGCCCUGUUCUACAGCAAUGAAGUGCAGCAGUAUGCGGUGCCCUUCAUGGUCACAGACCCGUCUGUAGUGAAGAGAACGCAGCGCUUUCUGGCCGAGGAGCAGCAAGAGUCGCCCGUCCAGUAUGGUGCAUAUGUAGGAGUAGGAGGAGUGGGUAACAUCAUCAAGAUGCUGGUUGCUGGCAUGAUGUUCAUGUUGCUGACGAAGUUCAACUUUGGAUGCAACCUACUCAUCAAGUACCCAGAAUUCUUCUCCUUUGGUUUAUUCACAAAGGCCGGACCAACCAAAAGUCAGAUUAAGGACGCAUCCUUCCAGUUUGCCUUCUAUGGAGAAGGAUACACCGAGGGAAAAGACCCUUCCCAGGGAAAACCUGAUGGCAAGAUUCGUACUCUGGUCCAGGGGCCCGAGGCUGUGUAUGUAGCUACCCCCAUCGCCAUGGUGCAGGCGGCGCUCACCAUCCUCAAUGAACCCAAUGUUCUGCCCAGGACGGGAGGAGUCUACACUCCCGGAGCAGCUUUCGGCAAGACUACGCUGAUCGACCGCCUCCACAAACAUGGCAUCCAGUUCUCCGUGAAAUAGAGGUUGACUCCUAAACGAUGAUAUUGUAGACCCAAAUGAGUACAAGAACGAGAAGAUGGAUUUAGCUUGAGUCCAGGCUCCGGAGACGUCCGUUUCCUCCCCUUCUGAUAUCAUUUGAUUACCGUAGAUUACCGAGUCUCAUUUGGAUGAACAUGCCAUUGACCUUCUGCCAAAUGGACCUCAUGCCCAUUGCAUCAUAUGUUUACCGGAGAAAAACUGGCAUGAAAUAGGUUUAGUUGAAGUCUAAAAAAAGAAAGUAAAAAAUAUUUGGAACUCAACUAAACCAUACCAAAAUAAGUCCCUUAGGUGACCCUUGUGUCAGCUUGCAUAAAUGUUUACAAAGAAAUAACAUGCAGGAUUGAAUUUUUUUAUUUUGUGUUCUGGAAGUGGAACGCCCUUCUGACUAUUACACUAUAAAAGUGUACACUGGAGGGCAGUGCUGAGGCUUAAUCAUCGGGUGCAUAUGUGUUUGCCCUCUGUUUAUUAUAUAUGGUUCAAUUGGAAAGGCAGAUUGAGGGAUAUGGAAAUGUGCCCCUCUCAUCAGUGCUUAUACAUGCCUGGCUAAAUGCCCUGGCCUGCUUUCAAUAAUAAACUACAUUUUUUGCAAAACAGUUA